AUGUCUGCUAUCCAAGGCCAGCUCGAUCGCGGCGCCGUGCCCAAUCACGUUUCCAAUGUCUGUCCCAAGGGCACCAAGUUUCACAUCCUCGAGGUAGGCUGGCUCGAGUGUGAUGAAGCAUUUGUCGUGCGUGGCGGCAACACCAGUCUGAAGAGCACCGAAAACAAAUCCUUUGUCAACAAACGGAGGGAGCUGCCUGUAUUCUGCAUCCUUAUCGAACACCCACAUGAAGGUCUCAUCUUGUGGGAGACAGGUUGUGGGAAGGAUUACCCCGAGAUCUGGGGCCCUGUGGUGUCCGAUGUGUUUUCUCGCGUGCGCUAUGACCCUCAACAUGAACUCAAGGUAGCGGUUGAGGCCACAGGAAACAAGCUCGAGGAUAUCAAGAAGAUCAUCAUCGGUCAUCUGCAUCUUGACCAUGCGGGAGGUUUGGACGAGUUCCUUGACAGAAAGGACGUCGAGAUUUGGGUCCACGAUAGGGAGCUCAGGGCAGCUUUCUGGUCCGUUGCCACAGGCGCAGACGUGGGCGUCUAUCUGGAACAUUACCUCAAACUGAGCUUGAACUGGAAGACUUUCGAUGAGCGAACGUUCGAUUUCUGCCAGGGCAUCACCCUGCAUCACCUGCCAGGCCAUACUGACGGAUUGAUUGGGAUGCAGAUCAACAUGCCGGAGAGUGGCACGUUCUUCUUCAUCAGUGACCACUGCCACGUAAUUGAAAAUUGGCGCGAUGGUAUCCCACAAGGUUGGCUUGCUAGAGAUCAUCCGGCGUGGUUCCAGAGCACUCAGCGGUUGAAGCACUUGGAGAGGACGACCAAAGGCCGGGUCGUUCCAGGCCAUGACAAAGAAACAUAUGAGAACUUGAUCGCCAAUGGCAGGUCAUAUACCUGA
Molecule: messenger RNA, 885 nt
Organism: Cladophialophora psammophila CBS 110553
Lineage: Eukaryota; Fungi; Ascomycota; Eurotiomycetes; Chaetothyriales; Herpotrichiellaceae
Exons: 4
Coding region: 1-885 (294 amino acids)
Source: RefSeq, a predicted model, not a curated record